This is a messenger RNA of Gekko japonicus, 878 nucleotides long. Its product is annotated as chromosome unknown open reading frame, human C5orf22. The annotation marks the transcript as partial. The transcript is spliced from 6 exons. The record is from RefSeq and is a predicted model, not a curated record. Lineage: Eukaryota; Metazoa; Chordata; Lepidosauria; Squamata; Gekkonidae.
GCAGUUGCCUCUUCGUCAAGGGGCGUGGAGGUCCCUCCCCGUGGCUCUUCAGACGCGCAGCCCGAAGCACUAGGCCCGAGCCCCCAAACGCCAGAGAGGGCGGAGGACUCCCCAAGUGCCUCGGCCUCCUGCUCCUUUGGCGACCACUCCUGUCAAACCACGGAACUUAUCAAAGACAUCCUCCAGGUGUUGCCGAAGGACGCGGCUUAUGUUUUAGACAUUGACUUGGAUUUUUUUUCAGUUAAGAAUCCUUUCAAGGAAAUAUACACUCAGGAAGAGUACAAGCUCUUACAAGAACUUUAUAGCUUUAAGAAGCCGAACAGCAGUGCCUCAGAGGAGGAUUUGCUUGACUGCGUUGAGAAUCGCAUCCACCAGUUGGAGGAUCUGGAAGCAGCGUUUGCAGAUUUCUGUGACGAUGACUCUGACGAGAUUCUGGAAAGAUGGGCUUUAAAUCCCGGGAUGAGACCUCUGCUUCCACUUGUACAUAGUCUGAAGAACCGAAUGGUAACCCCCAACUAUGAAUUGGUCCAUCAGGCCGGGCUGACCUGCGAUUACUCGGAAAUCCCUCACCACGUCAGCACCGAGGAAGAAAUAGAGGAUCUCAUAGAGGCCGUGACGCAUCUCUUGAGGAACCUGCCGAAGCCCACUCUUCUGACAAUCGCCCGGUCCAGCUUGGAUGACUACUGCCCCGCAGACCAGGUGGAGCUUAUACAAGAAAAGGUUUUGAACAGCCUGCGCUCCAUCUAUGGCACGCUGGAUGUCCACUUAGAGUAUCUGGAAGAUUUCAGCCCUGCCGGAACCGAUUCUUCGACCACAGUGUGAUUCGUGCAUUGGAAAUCAUUAUUUUUUCCCCCCUCUGUAUGCAAGUAGUAUCAUUA